Molecule: messenger RNA, 367 nt
Organism: Amoebophrya sp. A120
Lineage: Eukaryota; Dinophyceae; Syndiniales; Amoebophryaceae
Source: the annotation of a GenBank genome assembly
CCGACCGUGUCUCGGCCCGCCCCCAAUCUGCGCGCGCCCCCCGCGCGCCGGGUGUUGGGUAUUCUCUGGCUGCUCCCGGCCGCCCUCCGUAUGUCGCUCGCACGCAUGCCCCGGCGGGCCGGUACGCGUCGGGGUUGCCGGGCGCAUUGGGGCGCUUUUGUCAUUGGCUUUGCAGCCCUAGCCCUUGGACCUCGGUCUGACUGCAGGGCGGGCCUCGUUGGGUUGCGCCGUCUGCUUCCGCGCCCGGGCUAGAUAUUCUCUGUCUUGGCCUGGGCAGCCUCUUGUGCCUGUGCGACCGAGUGAGGGAGCCAGCGUCCCGUCCGGCCGUCGCGCGCCAAAGUUGUUAGUUUGUUUGGGGGGCCUGCCA